UUCAUCGACAUCAACAUCGACCCAUCCAUCGAGUCAGCCCAUCUGUCAUGUUCGCAUUGAAUUUAAGCCGGAGUGAGAGUGCCGGCCCCUGGGAGCUGGACCCGCAGCAGGAUAUGCCAUCACACAGCGAUGCGUGCAUCUUCCAGAGGAGAAUACCACCGGUGGUGAUCUUUGUGCUGUACGGCCUGGCCGUGCCCACGCUUUCCACCUUCGGCCUGUGCACGAAUUUCAUCAAUGCGGUGGUGUUCAUGCGGCCCAAGAUGACGCCCUCGGCCUUCACCUAUCUGGCGGCGCUCUCUUGGAUGGACUGCGUCUCCUGUCUGCUGAUCACGCUGACGGCUCUGUCGCGCAGCUACUUCUACUACAGCCCCGCCUGGAUCGCCUACGACUACCAGUGGCAGACGCCGCUCUUCGGCAUCAGCACGGGAGCGGCCAAUCUGAUUCUCGCCUGCCUCAGCCUGGAUCGCUUCACCUAUUUGGCCAGCUUUAGGCGAAACAGUGGACCGCCGAGGUUCUGUCGUCGCAAGGUGGCUCGCUAUAUGAUCGCUGUUGUGAUCGCCGUCUCCAUUGCCGUCAACAUGCCAUAUUUUUUCGUCUUCUAUGUGGAUCAGGACGGUACCUGUCAUGUGCAAGAGUUCUACUACUCCACAUUCUAUAAGGUGCACAACUGGUUCAGCUUCACCCUGCUGGCCCUGCUGCCAGCCGUAUUCCUGCUUAUCGGCAACACGGCCAUCAUCAUUGCCUUUCGACGAUGGACCAAGCAGAGUCGACUUUGCCAGGCCACUGCCAACAAUGGCGACACACGCACCACCAUCAAACGAUAUCAGCACCAAAUGAAGCUGACAGUGAGCAUUGUGAUUGUGAUAACGCUGUAUAUGAUCGGGGAACUGCCGGCGCAUAUGACAUCGCGAAAGAGUUCGCUCAAUCUGCUGUUCGGCGGCGACACCAACAAAGUGGAUGAGUCAGUGAUGGAGCAGGUGGAGGUGAUCUGCAUCACGCUCAAUGCCCUGCAGCUGUCCCUGAACAUAGUCGUGUAUGCGGUGAUCAAUCCCUCCUUCAUGCCAGAGUUCUUUCUCUGCCUCAAGGGCACCUCCGACGUGUGCAUGGGCAUUUGCUGCUUCCGUGCCAUUGGUCGGAGCUGGCGUCGAUGUCGGACCCGUCGCCAGCAGCAACCCGCGGCCGAGGAGUGCGUGGUCAGCUGUGUGGCGCCUCAGCAUUUGCCGGCGGACGAGGCGAUGCAUUGCGGCUGUGCGAGUUGGGCCAGCGACUCUGAUUGCCAAAACGAUGCCCACUGCAGAACAGCUGUGGGCACCUUUACGCUAGUGAAGGAUUCCCAAGUGCAAGAACACUCCCACUCCCAUUCCCAUCCAGAGCCGGAGGUGUUUACCACCAGAUCCAGCUCCUGCCUGCACGCGAAAGACUCUGCAUCAAACGAUGAUUCCAUCUUCAGCUCCAGUUUUAUUAUAAUCACCUAACAAAAUUACUAGUUAAAUAAA
This is a messenger RNA of Drosophila obscura, 1496 nucleotides long. RefSeq lists its product as uncharacterized. The record is from RefSeq and is a predicted model, not a curated record. Gene Ontology annotation, cellular component: membrane. The coding region runs from base 48 to 1475 and encodes 475 amino acids. Gene Ontology annotation, molecular function: G protein-coupled receptor activity. NCBI's taxonomy places the organism in Eukaryota, Metazoa, Arthropoda, Insecta, Diptera, Drosophilidae. The transcript is spliced from 3 exons. Gene Ontology annotation, biological process: G protein-coupled receptor signaling pathway.